CGGCUUCUACUUCCGCCGGCAGCGCCGUGGCUGCCGCCACUUCCAAGAUGGCGACGUCUCUGGGCUCCAACACCUACAACAGGCAGAACUGGGAGGAUGCGGACUUCCCUAUUCUGUGCCAGACGUGCCUUGGAGAAAAUCCCUACAUCCGGAUGACCAAAGAAAAGUAUGGAAAAGAAUGCAAAAUUUGUGCCAGGCCGUUCACAGUGUUCCGCUGGUGCCCCGGUGUUCGCAUGCGUUUUAAGAAGACUGAAGUGUGCCAAACCUGCAGCAAGCUAAAAAAUGUAUGUCAGACCUGCCUUUUGGACCUAGAAUAUGGCUUACCUAUUCAGGUCCGUGAUGCAGGACUAUCCUUUAAAGAUGACAUGCCUAAGUCUGAUGUGAACAAAGAAUACUACACCCAGAAUGUUGAGCGAGAGAUUUCUAACUCUGAUGGAACUCGGCCAGUUGGUGUUCUUGGGAAGGCUACAGCUACAAGUGACAUGCUGCUCAAAUUGGCCCGGACGACCCCUUACUACAAACGGAAUCGUCCUCACAUUUGUUCCUUCUGGGUGAAAGGAGAAUGUAAAAGGGGAGAGGAGUGUCCGUACAGACAUGAGAAGCCUACAGACCCUGAUGAUCCUCUUGCUGAUCAGAACAUCAAAGAUCGAUACUACGGUAUUAAUGAUCCUGUGGCAGAUAAGCUGCUAAAACGGGCUUCAACAAUGCCUCGCCUGGACCCUCCAGAUGACAAGACCAUUACCACUCUCUAUGUUGGUGGCUUGGGAGAUACAAUUAGUGAGACAGAUCUCAGAAAUCACUUUUACCAGUUUGGUGAGAUUCGAACAAUAACAGUUGUACAGAGGCAGCAGUGCGCUUUCAUCCAGUUUGCUACAAGGCAAGCUGCAGAGAUGGCUGCCGAGAAGUCCUUCAACAAACUGAUUGUAAAUGGGCGCAGACUUAAUGUGAAAUGGGGAAGAUCUCAGGCAGCCAGAGGAAAAGAAAAAGACAAAGAAGGAACCACAGACUCUGGAAUUAAGCUGGAGCCUGUCCCCGGACUUCCUGGAGCUCUUCCUCCUCCUCCAGCAGCUGAAGAAGAAGCUUCUGCCAAUUAUUUUAAUCUCCCUCCCAGUGGUCCUCCCGCAGUGGUUAAUAUUGCUUUGCCCCCUCCUCCUGGGAUUGCACCUCCUCCCCCACCAGGUUUUGGACCACACAUGUUUCACCCAAUGGGACCACCACCUCCCUUCAUGCGAGCUCCAGGACCCAUCCACUAUCCAUCUCAGGAUCCCCAGAGGAUGGGGGCUCAUGCAGGAAAGCACAGCAGUCCCUAACAUCCUGCUACAGUGGUUAAGCUCUGAGGAGGAAAGGCAUUUUAGAAAUGUGAUAAAUAAAUCUUGGAGUAAAUAUUUUUUUCCUUUGUAAGUUUCCAUGGUAGCAUAUAACAUGCUAAGAUAUGGGCAAACAGCUGGAACUGAGUUCCUGAGCACAGGGCAGGUGGAGGAGUCCUGCUAGCCUGAUAUUAACAAAUAUGGUCACUAAUGUAACAGUGUCCUUCGCUUCUUAACCACACAGGAAAAAAGAGGGUCAGGGUGAGCUUCUAGGAACCUUAAGGAGAGUUGUGAUUCUAUUGUAUGUAUUUCUUUGUGUGUUUGGGGUUUGACAAACUUUGACCUGGGGUCAAAGCAAACAUUUGACAAUAUUUUUAAAACAAUUCUUUUGCUAGCCUUUUGCUAGUCAUUAAGGAGAUUCAUUAAGUAUUAUUUCCCUAUUACCCAAGGUCAGACUUUGAAAUCAAACACCCCUAGAUAUUUUCUUUCCUCUUUUAUCCUCCUCUUGCUAAAGGAACCUCUGCCACGAAACAAAACCAACUUCUUUUCAGUCUUAGGAAAACUCCUGCUUAUGUUCUGCCAUCCAAAGUGACUGAUCUUUUCACAAAACUUGGGGGCCUGCCUUGCUAAUUCAUGCCUCCUCUCAUGAGGUAGAAGUUAACUUUUCUAACUGUGAAAUGAACAAACCUUUUAUUUUGUUUGUAUGGGUGAGCUGUGACUUAUGGAAGGGUCUUUGUUUAACUUGCACCUUCAUGUGUUUCUGUCUAAUUUUCUGCUGCUGCAUAGGAGGCUGUCUAUUACUUUUCUCAUUAUAGAAAUGUUGCUUGGAUGUAACUGAAUUGUAGACAAGUGAAAAAGGUAAAGGAAAUGAGACCUGUUCUAAAUUUUAGAAUUUUUUUAAAAAGCGAUUAAAAUGGGCCAGUUUUUC
This is a messenger RNA of Vombatus ursinus (common wombat), 2235 nucleotides long. RefSeq names its product RNA binding motif protein 22 (gene RBM22). The transcript has 11 exons. NCBI's taxonomy places the organism in Eukaryota, Metazoa, Chordata, Mammalia, Diprotodontia, Vombatidae. Gene Ontology annotation, molecular function: U6 snRNA binding; metal ion binding; pre-mRNA binding. The record is from RefSeq and is a predicted model, not a curated record. Gene Ontology annotation, cellular component: U2-type catalytic step 2 spliceosome; U2-type catalytic step 1 spliceosome; Prp19 complex. Bases 48 to 1310 code for a protein of 420 amino acids.